Molecule: messenger RNA, 3005 nt
Organism: Lycium ferocissimum
Lineage: Eukaryota; Viridiplantae; Streptophyta; Magnoliopsida; Solanales; Solanaceae
Product: homeobox-leucine zipper protein MERISTEM L1
Exons: 12
Coding region: 394-2595 (733 amino acids)
Molecular function (GO): lipid binding; DNA binding
Source: RefSeq, a predicted model, not a curated record
CACUCAACAAUAACAUUAACACCUCCACUUCCCUCGCCAUUAAUGCUAUUUCAUCCUCUCAACACGCUCUGCUAUCAUAUUAACUCCUUUCAUCUUCUCCAUCUGUUCCCUAUUCCCCCUUUCUUCUUCUUUUUUCUUUCUCCAAAGCCCCUUUAAUUCUUCUUAAAUUCCCUUCACAAGAAAAGUUCAUCUUCUUGUACAUGACCAAAAAAAAAAAAAAAAUCACACAAGUUUUCACUUUCCUAAAAGUGGUUUUCCAGUGACCCUUUUGCCUGAAAACUAGAUCUAAACUAAACCCUUGUGUGGAUUAAUUUUCUUCAGUUCUUGCUUUUGUUCCAAGGCUUCACAGGCAAUGAAAAAUACCUAGGUAUAAGAGAAAGGAGAGAAGUGAAGAUGUUUAAACCAAACAUGUUUGAUAGCCACCAUCAUUUGCUUGAUAUGUCCUCCUCAGCCCAUAAAACACCAGAAAAUGAGAUGGACUUUAUUCGAGAUGAAGAAUUCGACAGCAAGUCAGGUACUGAUAUCAUGGAAGCCCCUAAUUCAGGUGAUGAUCAAGAUCCAAAUCAACGUCCUAAUAAGAAGAAGCGUUACCACCGCCAUACUCAGCAUCAAAUUCAAGAAAUGGAAUCGUUUUUCAAAGAAUGCCCUCACCCUGAUGAUAAACAAAGAAAAGAGUUGGGAAAAAGACUAGGGUUGGAGCCUUUGCAAGUGAAAUUUUGGUUUCAAAACAAGCGUACUCAAAUGAAGGCUCAACAUGAACGUUCUGAGAACACACAAUUGAGGAAUGAAAACGACAAGCUUCGCGCUGAUAACAUAAGGUACAAGGAAGCCCUCAGCAACGCGACAUGCCCAAACUGUGGAGGGCCUGCAGCCAUAGGAGAGAUGUCAUUUGAUGAGCAGCACUUGAGGAUCGAAAAUGCUCGUCUUAGAGAAGAGAUUGACAGGAUAUCUGGAAUAGCUGCAAAAUAUGUUGGUGGGAAACCAAUACUCAAUUUUCCUCAACUUCCUUCAUCAGAAGCCCGUCGUUCUCUAGAUCUUGGUUUUGGGCCUCAAUCAAGCCUGCUUGGAGAAAUGUACAGUGCUGGUGACCUUCUUAGAACUGCAAUUUCAGGCCUUACAGAUGUCGAAAAGCCCAUGGUUAUUGAACUUGCUGUUGCCGCAAUGGAGGAACUUAUUAGAAUGGCCCAAACUGGCGAACCUUUGUGGAUUCCAAACUCAGAUAUCUAUUGUACUGAGACUUUAAGUGAGGAGGAAUAUGUUAGGAGUUUCCCUCGAGGCAUUGGGCCAAAGCCGUUGGCAUUAAAUUCUGAAGCCUCACGAGAAUCGGCUGUUGUUAUUAUGAAUCACAUCAAUUUAGUUGAAAUUUUGAUGGAUGUGAACCAAUGGACAAAUGUUUUUGCUGGCCUAGUAACAAAAGCAAUGACCCUUGAAGUCUUAUCAACUGGCGUAGCAGGAAAUUACAAUGGAGCAUUGCAAGUGAUGACAGCUGAGUUCCAGGUUCCUUCUCCACUCGUUCCAACUCGCGAGAACUAUUUUGUAAGAUACUGUAAGCAACAUGCUGACGGGACAUGGGCAGUGGUUGAUGUAUCCCUGGACAAUUUGCGCCCUACUUCAGUGUCGCGGUGCAGAAGAAGGCCGUCUGGUUGUUUAAUUCAGGAAUUGCCAAAUGGCUACUCCAAGGUUACGUGGGUUGAACACAUUGAGGUGGACGAAAAAGCUGUCCACAGCAUCUACAAACCUCUAGUCAAUUCAGGCCUUGCAUUUGGAGCAAAACGAUGGGUAGCAACAUUAGAUAGACAAUGUGAACGGCUUGCAAGUGCAAUGGCGAAUAACAUCCCAGCAGGAGAUGUUGGAAUCAUCACAAGUCCAGCUGGUCGCAAGAGUAUGUUAAAACUCGCUGAGAGAAUGGUGAUGAGCUUUUGUGCUGGUGUUGGUGCAUCGACAACUCACACAUGGACAACAUUGUCCGGAAGUGGUGCUGAUGAUGUUAGAGUCAUGACUAGAAAGAGUAUUGAUGAUCCAGGGAGGCCUCCUGGUAUUGUGCUGAGUGCUGCAACAUCUUUUUGGCUGCCAGUUUCUCCUAAGAGAGUUUUUGAUUUUCUCCGGGACGAAAACUCUAGAAGUGAGUGGGAUAUUCUUUCAAAUGGUGGGCUUGUUCAAGAAAUGGCACAUAUUGCAAAUGGUCGCGAUCCAGGAAACUGCGUAUCUCUACUCCGUGUCAACAGUGGAAACUCGAACCAAAGCAAUAUGUUGAUACUCCAAGAAAGCUCCACUGAUUCAACAGGAUCUUAUGUUAUUUAUGCACCAGUUGAUAUUGUUGCAAUGAAUGUUGUGUUAAGUGGUGGUGACCCUGACUAUGUUGCUUUAUUACCUUCUGGUUUUGCUAUACUUCCGGAUGGGUCGACGAAUCAUCACGGUGGAGGUAAUUCAGAAGUUGGCUCUGCUGGCGGAUCACUACUCACUGUAGCAUUUCAGAUAUUGGUUGAUUCUGUCCCAACAGCAAAACUUUCCCUUGGCUCUGUUGCAACUGUUAACAGUCUCAUCAAGUGCACAGUUGAGAGGAUUAAAACCGCCGUAACCUGUGAAAAUGCAUGAUAAAAAUCUAAGUGGCAGGUGAAAUUGAAGGGGGAAGAGAUAACAGAAAAUAACAAAAUAUACAUGCACUGUGAGACAAAGGGAAGGAGUCGAGAACGCACCUCAAAUGAAAUCCUUGCAUUGUGGUGAUUUUUAUUUAAUUUGGAAAAAAGUAUUUCACCAUGGUGCAAGGGUUAUAGGUUCGGGUAUUGACUUCACCAAGCCUUAUUGGUAAAUGUCAAGAUAUAUAAACUAAACUAGCAUCAAUGCUUUUGUUUUGGAGUUUUUUGCUUUAAGGUUUAAUUAGGACAAUUUCUCUAUGUUCUUUGAAAGAAGUUUAGUAUGACUUCUGAAAGCUUAUGUUUGCUAACAAGUUCAUGGAUUAGGUUUUAAGUUUUUGCAUUAAUUUGAAAUAUUUAGUUCUGAUAUCA